Messenger RNA from Ambispora leptoticha, 1869 nucleotides. The record is from the annotation of a GenBank genome assembly. NCBI's taxonomy places the organism in Eukaryota, Fungi, Glomeromycota, Glomeromycetes, Archaeosporales, Ambisporaceae.
AUGACAUUAGAACAAGAUCCAUCCUUUGAAGAAGAACUCCUUCGAAAAUAUGGCUGCUUCAUAUCAACGUCAACAGCUGCUGCUUCUGAUAAAACUGACACCACAAAUUCUGAAGGACGCCCGUCAACGGAGACGAAAACUAAACAGAAUAUAGCAAACAACAAUACACAACAAGCUUCUCCGUCUUCCACUGGCUAUUGCAUUGAUAAUAGUGUUCCUCUACUUACCCAUGAUAAUAAUUCUCGGAUGAAUUCCAUUAACAGUGGAAUCGGUAGUAACAACAAUUACGAAGGAAUGGACAGUUUCAGCGGCUCUGAUACUCAAAGUCCUUACUCGAGAAAGAACAAAAAUGAGAAUCCUUUGUCUAGAAAAAACAAGAGACAUAAAAGACAACAGCAAGCUCGAGAACAAACCAUUGAGCAAAACAAACUCGUAAAACAUAUAAAUGGUCAGUCGCAAACUUCUCAUGAUGGUGUUCCUUCACAAAAUUCCCAAACUUCUCAUGAUGGUUUUCCUUCACAAAAUUUUCAAACUUCUCAUGGUGAUCUUUCACAAAAUUCGCAAACCUCUCAUGUUCCUUCACAAAAUUUCCAAGUUUCUCACAAUGAUGCUCUUUCACAAGAUUCACAAACUUCACAUGGUGAUCUUACACAAAAUUCUCAAAAUGAACUUACACAAAAUUCCCAGGCUUCUCAUGAUGUUCUUUCGCGAAGUUCUAUAGCUUCUCAUGCUAAAUUAGCAGAUCCAUGGUUCUCGAAAGAAACAUUUCACUCCGUUGCGUUGUUUAUCUAUUUCAACGUCGACCACACAGACAUUUUACCAUUUAGAGAGGAAUUCGCUGCCGGAUGCGGCUUCACCUGCAUAACCAAGAUUUUCGAAUAUACAGACUUUCUAAAGGAAUUCUCCAAAUAUGGUUUCAACCGCAUAACCGAGGCUUUCGGAUAUAAAACGCGCUAUCAAAUUACGGACGCCAUGAACGCUGCCAAAGAAUUCACACUUGAAUGCGCGAUCAAUUGUUGGCGUAAUAACAAAAACCUUACAUUAUUCUGUGCGGCAUGUUCGAAAGAUAACAUCAAUAUUGUCUCUGAAUUUGUUAAAAGUAUUCGUAAGGUCUGUGAUAAUGAGACCCUUGACGUUAUUGUAAUACGUACAGAUCUGGCAAUCGACAACCACCGCUCUUAUGUAUAUGAAACACAUCGUGCUGGAGCAACUUGCGUGGUUUAUUGCAAAAGUGAAUACGUGGCUAGUGAAAUAAUGGAUGUUUUCAAAACAAUUAAGGAAAAGCGCGCAAGGGGCAGGGACAAAGUAGAUUUUUAUAAUAAGGGAGAACCUUAUUAUGAAUUUACAAACUUUUAUCGAGCUAAAGUGACAAUUGAUAGUUAUAUUUGGCCUACCACUGAGCACUAUUUCCAAGCACAAAAGUUCGAAAGCAAAUAUACUCAAAGUAAAAUUCGCCAUGCCUACACAGCCCGUGAAGCAUUUAUGAUCGCCCGCGCAAAGAACGAUGAAAAAAGAAGAAAUUGGGAAUCAUCUGAUAUUCCAGGCGACAUCGUCUUCAAAGAAAAAGUGAUGGAACAUGCACAAAUGCAAAAAUACACUCAAAACCCUCCACUAAGAUAUAAAUUGCUAUCAACUGGCACUGCUGCCUUGUAUGAGCAUACCUCAAAUGAUAGUUACUGGGGAGACGGCGGCAAUGAUCGAAAAGGACUGAAUCGUUUAGGCAAGAUUCUGGAAAAAGUCAGGUCACAGUUGAUGAAUGAGGAAAUUAACAUGCUCGCUAAAAAGUAUCGAUGCUCUGCUCAACUAUUGUGGCUUGUGCCACAAUUGCGCGAUAAGUUGGAAAAAUCGAUUCCGUUUACAAGCAAUUAG